AUUUUUCCCGCUUAUUUUAAUGUCAAUCCGACGGCGGAACCAAAGAAGAACAGCAGGCAGGUGCUCGACGAACUGGAUUGAAAUCUUGUCUUCUAGGCUUUGUUCCUGAAAAAAGACGCUUGCAUUUGAUUUAAGUUUAAUUAUAAAGUCUUCAAGUAAUUGACACGUUAUAAUUAUGGUGGGAAAGACAAAUAAACUUUACGUUCUGAAGAGAGGAGGUAGAAUGGAGGAGGUUCAUAUAGACAAGAUUACAUCAAGAAUCAAAAAGCUUUGCUAUGGAUUAAAUAUGGAUUUUGUGGAUCCUGUAUCCAUAACAUUAAAAGUCAUUAAUGGAAUAUAUUCCGGGGUAACCACCGUUGAAUUAGACAACUUAGCUGCUGAAACUGCAGCAACAAUGACUACGGAUCACCCAGAUUAUGCCCUGUUAGCUGCACGUUUAGCUAUAUCUAACUUGCACAAAGAAACAAAAAAACACUUUUCAGAUGUAAUGACAGAUUUAUACAACAUUGUAAAUCCACAUACAAAAAAAAGAGCUCCUAUGAUAUCGGAUUUUCACUAUGACAUCAUUAUGAAAAACAAGGAAAGAUUGGAUUCGGCUAUUGUAUAUGACAGAGAUUUUAAAUACAACUACUUCGGCUUCAAAACUUUAGAACGGUCUUAUCUAUUGAAGAUAAAUAAUAAGGUAGCUGAACGACCACAACAUAUGCUGAUGAGAUGUGCUAUUGGUAUUCACGGUGAAGACAUCGAUGCCACUAUAAACACUUAUAAUUUACUGUCGGAAAAAUAUUUCACCCAUGCAAGCCCUACUUUGUUCGCUGCUGCGACACCUCGUCCUCAGUUGUCUUCUUGUUUCCUUGUAGCCAUGAGAGAUGAUAGCAUUGAAGGAAUCUAUGAUACUUUGAAACAGUGUGCUUUAAUAUCGAAAUCUGCUGGUGGUAUUGGAGUUCAUGUUCACUGUAUAAGGGCAAAAGGAUCAUAUAUUGCUGGAACAAAUGGUGUGUCAAACGGACUUGUUCCGAUGCUUAGAGUUUACAACAACACUGCUCGGUACGUCGAUCAGGGUGGUAACAAACGUCCUGGUGCUUUUGCUGUGUACUUAGAACCGUGGCACGCAGACAUAUUCGAAUUUUUAGACUUGAAAAAGAAUACUGGAAAGGAAGAAACACGUGCUAGGGAACUAUUUUACGCUUUGUGGAUACCAGAUUUAUUCAUGAAGAGAGUAGAAAAAAAUGAAGAUUGGAGUCUGAUGUGUCCACAUGACUGUCCUGGCUUAGCCGAUUGUUGGGGAGAGGAAUUCGAAACAUUAUACACAAAAUAUGAACAAGAAAAACGAUUCAUGAAACAAGUAAAAGCUCAAAUUUUGUGGAAGGCCAUUAUUGAGGCACAAGUCGAGACGGGAACCCCAUAUAUGCUGUACAAAGAUGCAUGCAACAGAAAAAGUAAUCAAAAGAACUUGGGAACCAUCAAAUGCAGCAAUUUAUGUACAGAAAUCGUGGAAUAUACAUCAGCAGAUGAAAUAGCAGUAUGUAACCUGGCUUCAAUUGCAUUAAACAUGUUUGUGAAUGAUGAUAAAACAUAUGAUUUUAUGAAAUUAAAAGAAGUUACAAAAACCAUUACCCAAAAUUUGAAUAAAAUUAUAGAUGUCAACUUUUAUCCUGUCCCAGAGGCAAGAAAAUCUAAUAUGAGGCACAGGCCUAUCGGUAUAGGUGUUCAAGGGUUAGCUGAUGCUUUUGUUUUGAUGCGCAUUCCAUACGAAAGUGAAAAAGCCAUUAAGUUAAAUCAACAAAUAUUUGAAACUAUUUACUACGGAGCCUUAGAAGCUAGUUGCGAAUUAGCUGAGAAACAUGGAGUUUAUGAAACCUAUUCAGGAAGUCCUGCCAGCCAAGGCAUAUUACAAUAUGAUAUGUGGGAUAAAACGCCUUCUGACCUUUGGGAUUGGUCGUCACUUAAAGAUAAAAUUGCGAAACAUGGUCUCAGAAAUUCAUUGCUAUUAGCUCCAAUGCCAACAGCAUCUACUGCUCAAAUCCUUGGCAAUAAUGAAUCUUUCGAACCCUUUACAUCCAACAUAUAUCAAAGAAGAGUGUUGUCUGGAGAAUUUCAAGUUGUUAAUCAUCAUUUACUACGUGAUUUAACUGAGGCUGAAUUGUGGGAUGAAGAUAUGAAGAAUUUAAUUAUUCAUAACAAUGGAUCUAUUCAAGAAAUAGAAGCUAUUCCCAAAGACAUUCGAGAUUUAUAUAAAACAGUUUGGGAGAUAUCUGUAAAAACAACAAUUCAGAUGGCUGCAGAUAGAGGUGCAUUCAUCGAUCAGAGUCAGUCAUUUAAUAUACAUGUUGCUAAGCCAAAUUAUGGAAAAUUAACAUCUAUACAUUUUUAUGCAUGGAAAUUGGGGCUCAAAACCGGCAUGUACUAUUUGCGAACGAAACCCGCUGCAAAUGCCAUUCAAUUUACUGUUGACAAAGCUAAAGUUAAGAAUACAGCACAAAAUGGUAAGCCUGAAAUAGAUGAAAAUAUGGCAGCAAUUACUUGCUCCCUGCAAAACAAAGACGAAUGUUUAAGUUGUGGAUCAUAAUUUUGUCGCUUUUACAUGCAUUAGUAACGUAAAUUGAAAUAAGAUUAAAUCACAGUUGGCUAAGUUUUUAACGAUAUCAAUAAAUUAGUACUAGUAUUUAAGUUUUUGGUCAUUGUGCCACUUUAUAAAAUGGAUCACUAAUAUCUAUCUUGGGAGAGCAAAAGUUACUUGAGGAUCGACUA
Molecule: messenger RNA, 2751 nt
Organism: Ostrinia furnacalis (Asian corn borer)
Lineage: Eukaryota; Metazoa; Arthropoda; Insecta; Lepidoptera; Crambidae
Gene: RnrL
Product: Ribonucleoside diphosphate reductase large subunit
Exons: 5
Coding region: 176-2569 (797 amino acids)
Biological process (GO): deoxyribonucleotide biosynthetic process
Cellular component (GO): ribonucleoside-diphosphate reductase complex
Molecular function (GO): ATP binding; ribonucleoside-diphosphate reductase activity, thioredoxin disulfide as acceptor
Source: RefSeq, a predicted model, not a curated record